Entamoeba invadens IP1 is the source of this 627-nucleotide messenger RNA. RefSeq lists its product as hypothetical. NCBI's taxonomy places the organism in Eukaryota, Evosea, Mastigamoebida, Endamoebidae. The transcript has a single exon. The record is from RefSeq and is a predicted model, not a curated record. Bases 1 to 627 code for a protein of 208 amino acids.
AUGUCUCAAACAACAAAUGAAAUAAUGUACUCAGAUUGGCCUUUAUAUCAAUUAUAUGAUCAAUUCAGCGGUGGAAUGUGGGAUCUUACAGACGAACAAAAGAAACGAUAUAAAAAAAUUAAAGAUGAGAAGAAGCCAAGAACCAGCAUUACUCAAGAGAUUUACGAUAGUAAUGUAUUAGUUGCCCGUGUUGUAAGUGGCAAAACAAAAAGUCUUGAAGAACAAAUAAAAGACUUGAAAAAUCAGAACGAAACUCUGCAGACAGAAAAGGAGGAACUUGUGAAGAAAAGUGAAGAGAUGCAAAACAACAUCAACCAAAUGAACAAAUACAUGGACAUAUUCGUGGCUUUAGACGACCUGGAAAAAGGUUACCAAAAUGAUAUCACACAACUAAUACAACACUACGAAAAGAAACUAACUGAAGAAAAAGAACAUAACAUUAAAAUUAUUGCUGAGCUAACAGAACACCAUGCAAAAGAUUUGGCUGAAGAAAAGGAACAUCGCGCAAAAGAAAUCCGAUCCCGUUGUGACAAGAAUGAAAAGAAGAUCAAAAUGUUUCGAGAGAUGAUCCAUCGACUCAAAGUAGCUCAUCCCGACAUUGAAGAGUUAAAAUUAAUGACAUUAUAA